Aspergillus ochraceoroseus IBT 24754 is the source of this 612-nucleotide messenger RNA. RefSeq names its product phytanoyl-CoA dioxygenase family protein. The coding region runs from base 1 to 612 and encodes 203 amino acids. The record is from RefSeq and is a predicted model, not a curated record. NCBI's taxonomy places the organism in Eukaryota, Fungi, Ascomycota, Eurotiomycetes, Eurotiales, Aspergillaceae. The transcript has a single exon.
AUGACAUUUGAAAGUCCUCCCCAACUCAACUCCACCGUCUGCUUUUACUUGAACCCGGACUCGCCAGACCAGCUUCUACACCGAGACGACCAAAUCCACCAGCACUGGAACGGAGCCGCAAGCGAGUACGUUCUGGGCCGAGAUGCUGUCUGCUCCAUGUUUGCGGCUCUUACUCCAGCCACGCGAGACAACGGAACGACGCGUUUUAUCCCCGGUAGCCACCUGUGGGAUUACAAGGAGCCCUAUCCCGUCGGCCAGGACCCCAGACUCCGCUACGCCGAACUUAAUCCCGGCGACUGCUUCAUGAUGCUGGGCAGCGUGGUCCAUGCGAGCAGUGCCAAUACCACCACCGAUCAGAGACGGGUUCUGAUCUCGACCCAUGUGUCCAGAAGCAACCUGCGCGCAGAAGAGAAUCACUUUCUCACGUAUAGCUUGGAGGAGGUCAAGAAGUUCCCGCUUUGGCUGCAGCAGUUUAUUGGAUACACGGUGUCCAAGCCGUUCUGUGGCUGGGUGGAUAAGAAAGAUCCUCUACGCCUUGUCAACCCCAAGGCUUCGGACGCCCUUGUUUCCGGCUACGGUAAGGAAUACCUGGAGGCAAAGGGUGCUCUUUGA